Messenger RNA from Boleophthalmus pectinirostris (great blue-spotted mudskipper), 1612 nucleotides. Its product is annotated as protein lingerer-like. The transcript has 7 exons. Lineage: Eukaryota; Metazoa; Chordata; Actinopteri; Gobiiformes; Gobiidae. The coding region runs from base 78 to 1190 and encodes 370 amino acids. The record is from RefSeq and is a predicted model, not a curated record.
AGAGAAUUGUACAAACCUUAAAGCAAUAAUUUCUCAAAAACUUGUCAUUUCUGGUGAAGCUUCUAUCAACUAUCAAAAUGAAGACACUGUUACUCACAGUCGUAGUUGCUGCUCUUCUACUACAAACAUACCACCAAGUUGCUGCUGAUGAGGCUGAGGGCAGUGGUAUGUAUGAAGAACAACUCUUUAAAGUGGAAGGUAGUGGUGCAGAGGAGAAAAAUGAUGACACUCUGGACAGUGGGGGCAGCGAUGGUACUGAUGAUGUGAUCAGUAAUGAGGACAAGACUGGUGAAGAAGAUGACACGCCUGAAGAAGAGAAGAACAGUGGUGAUGAAGAUAAAGAUGAUGGUGAUAAUGACAGUGAUACAAGCACUGGCAGUGAGGAGGGCAAUGGUUCACCUGAGAUCACUGAGGAAAAUAAAUCCAGUACUAGUGGUAGUGGUGGCAGCGGAGGCAGCAGUGGCAGCGGAGGCAGCAGUGGCGGCAGCGGCGGCAGUGGCGGCAGUGGAGGCAGCGGAGGCAGCGGCGGCAGUGGAGGCAGCGGUGGCGGCAGUGGAGGCAGUGGAGGCAGUGGAGGCAGCGGUGGCAGUAAAGGAAGCAAUUCAACCCAUAAGCACCACCACACUAAGUGCUCGCAAGAAUGUUGGACUCCUUGGUUUGACAGAGAUGAUCCCACUGCAUCAGGAGACUGGGAGACCCUAGAAAAUCUUUACCACGAAUUCCCUGGGAUGAUCUGCCACAAGCCUCUUGCUAUUCAGGUCAACACUACAUGUGGAAAGAGUGUAUCUUCAACAGGGAACAUCAUUGCAGUGUCAGACACAAUCAAUGGAUUUGUCUGUAAAAACUCUGACCAAAUAGAGUCAGAUUGCAGAGAUUAUAUGGUGCGUUUCCGCUGCCCUCACGAGUUUUGUCAUCCCAAAGUGUGCUGGACCAAGUGGUUUAGCACAGACAAGCCCAGUGGCACUGGAGACUUGGAACUGCUGUGUGAACUGAGAGCUAAACAUCCUGGACAAAUCUGUCAACGGCCACUUCACAUUGAAAUUCAGAACAAGCUCAACGAUCCACCUGCUGUCUUCAUUGGACAAAGAUUCAACAGCCCCCCUGAAACUUGUGCUUGCCACAAAUGUGGCCAGUGUGAAAAUCGCCACAAUGAAUACAAGGUCCGCUUCGGUUGUCCAUGUAAGGUUUAGACAUUUCCCUGCAUCUACAGCCACAAACAAACAAGCAAAAAUCCUUACAGGUGAUCAGCAAAUCAGUAGCAUUUCUUCAUGAUUCUAUGAUUCUUCUUUACCCAGUUUUGUAAUAAAUAACUGACAUUUGUAUUGAAGGAGUUUUAAAUGUGUUAAUAAUCAUAUUUAACAUGUAUUUUUGGGUCAAUAAUAAACUGCAAUAAUUUAUUAAGAAUUGUUCCUAAUUUAUUUUCUGUUAAAUUAUAUUGUAAAAAACCUUUAAACAAUAAACAGAGAUCAUGAUUAUAACUUGUUAUUGAUGUUUUAUAUAUAUUUGUAUAAAAAGUGGAAUUGUGUUUAGAUAAAACUGUAAUGAAUUAUGCCACAUUUGCCCAAAAGUUCAUAAAAUUAUCUUCAUCAAUAAAGACAGUGCCAAAACCACA